AUGGAUCAACAAAAUCAACAAUUUGCACCACCUCCUCCAUCAUAUCCAGGAGUUUCAGCUCCUAUCGUUCCGAUUAAAGGUCGAUAUCCUGUACGUUGUAUAUGUAACAACUGCCAACAAAAUAUUGUAACGCGAGUCGAAAAGAAAAAUGGUCUUAUGACAUGGGCCAGUGUCGGUGGUAUUUGUUUCUUUGGAGCUCCAUUUGGAUGUUUUCUUGGUUGCUGUUUAAUUCCACUCUGCAUUGAUGAUCUCAAGGAUACAGUACACUUUUGUCCAAAUUGUUCUAUGGUUCUUGGUGUCGACAAAAUGCUUUAA
This is a messenger RNA of Rotaria sp. Silwood1, 315 nucleotides long. Lineage: Eukaryota; Metazoa; Rotifera; Eurotatoria; Philodinida; Philodinidae. The record is from the annotation of a GenBank genome assembly.